Molecule: messenger RNA, 1071 nt
Organism: Lingula anatina
Lineage: Eukaryota; Metazoa; Brachiopoda; Lingulata; Lingulida; Lingulidae
Product: DBH-like monooxygenase protein 1
Molecular function (GO): copper ion binding; dopamine beta-monooxygenase activity
Source: RefSeq, a predicted model, not a curated record
AUGUUCAUCGUCAUUCUAGUAGUCACCAAUACGUGCAUGCAAGUACACGUGUCUGGCCAACCUGACAAGAUAUGUCCUGCAACACGGGAAGAAGAAGUCAAGUCGUUUGAUGUUCGAAUCUCGAAGACCAAAGUUCCCGUAGAAGCGACUUAUUACGUCUGUCAACAGUUUGAGGUUCCCCAUGCCGCUGCUUAUCAUGCUGUCGCAUUUGAACCAAUUAUCGACAACAAGCGCGUCAUGCAUCACAUGAUACUUUACGCCUGUGAUAAUGACGUCGCUGUUCAGGAAGGUCCGCACAAAUGUGAAGAAAAUGACUUAAAAUGUGAAAAAUGGCUAGCAACCUGGACCCUGGGGCUGGAGGGACAGAUCUGUACUCACCAGAACUCUGGCGUCAGGUUUGGCAGGGGAAGUGUACAGCGAAUGGCACUACAGGUUCAUUGGGCCAACACAGAACUUAACACAGGUUACUUUGACAGCUCCGGGAUGAGUAUCUUCUACACACCAAAGCUCCGCCAGUACGAUCUAGGCAACGUGCAAAUUGGACAAACUUUUCUAGAAAUUCCACCAUUGUCGGACCGCUUUGAACAACAUGGCAGCUGCAGUUCAGACUGCUCUAGGAAACAACUCCUGCAUCCUGUUUACUUCACGAAGACUAAUUUGCAUAUGCAUGGCGCUGGAGUAGCUGGUUCUUUAGAACAAUACAGAGGUGGUCGUUUGCUGAAUCUCAUAGCUUACGACCCCUUUUACGACAACUUGAAACCCCACAUCCACGAACACAAUCCACCGAUAGAGGUCCUUCCCGGCGAUGAAAUAGUGCUUCGAUGUUUGUACGACACGCUCUCCCCGGAAAAGAUGCGCGUCAAUACUACCUCGUUCGGUCUUGGUUCAGAUGAUGAAAUGUGCUAUGCCUUUGUCAGCCAUUUCCCCGCUUUGCCUCACUUUGACCGUUGCAUUCAGUACCAGGACCUAGACGCCGGGGACUGUGCGCCCACUACUUUAAAUCAUACUUUUACAAAUUUAUCCAUGUCUUUUUUUAAAUUUCAGAAGGGUGGAUUGGAAAUUGCCACGUGA